Penicillium robsamsonii is the source of this 1008-nucleotide messenger RNA. RefSeq lists its product as uncharacterized. The transcript is spliced from 3 exons. Lineage: Eukaryota; Fungi; Ascomycota; Eurotiomycetes; Eurotiales; Aspergillaceae. The coding region runs from base 1 to 1008 and encodes 335 amino acids. The record is from RefSeq and is a predicted model, not a curated record.
AUGCAAAUCGUGGCACCCGAGAUUUUCACCAGAUUACUGAAAAAGCGCAAGGGGAUAUAUCCGUGCCCCAGGCCUAAAUGCGGAUCUCCAAAUGCAAUCGGAAUCUCUGAUUCCACCUGUGAAGUCAACGGCGACCCCUUUAAUGGAUGGAAACUAUUGAUCCCACCUCUAGAACAACGCGUUCUCAAAUUCGAUGCCCGACAAUGCAACCGCCAACAAGCAAGUCACUUCUUCCAUCUCCCAAUAGAAGUCAGGACACUGAUUUAUAUCGAGUUAAUGGGUGAUCGGCGCGUACAUAUCGAGCAUGCGUGGAUGUUGCCGUCGCCAUUUCGUCCGAACCCGAAGCGGGACAGGGAGCGGUGGGAAUGGUGGCAUGGCGCUUGCCAGAAGAGUGCAUCUUAUUUUGAUGACCGGUGUUGGAAUCGUAAGGAUGAGACGUACGCGACCAGAUUCGAGGGGUUGAAGAGUGCGCCGGCCGGGACGAAACUUGGGGGAGUAGAGUGGUUGAGGUGUUGUCAGAUCGGCUAUGAAGAGACAUUAAGAGUCCUGUACGGGACGAAUGUCUUUGUUCUGCGGACCGGGUUAGACACUCCAUUCAUCAUGUCUAGGCUUUUCUCGGCCGCCUGUUCCUCCCUAAUCACGUCUAUGGAAAUCUCUUUUGAUUACUGGUACAAAUUAGACGAAACACCACAGGCCGCAGCUUGGGAGACGGUCUACCCGGCCUUAUUUGAUCUGUUCGAGCAUUGCUUCUGCAAAGUUCACAAGUUGCGCCUGACGAUGCAUAUUCCAGCCUGGGAGAAGGUUAGAUGGACUAUUAACAAUGACAAGAUCGACGCGAUUCUUGCGCCGUGGGAGAGACUUGCACAGAGUCGAGAUUGGACUAGUUUAAAGCUCUGUGUUCCGUCUGACUGGCUUCCUUGCUUAACAGGCAGGGCGGGGAAUCAGACGAGGUGGGAGUUGAUGAUGACUGACUGGUACGAGCGCACGCCUGGUGUCGAGUAUUCAUAA